AACCACUUCUUCAACAGCAAUCAGUCACCAACCCCAUUUAAACCCUAAACCAAAGCACAACAAAGAUCUCAUCACCAGCAUUGAAGUAAGUCAUUUGAAGCCUUCAGAUUGAAGGUUCCCUUCCUCUGAAAGAAAAUACCUAAAAACAAACAAAUGGUGUCCUAUAAUUAACACCUUCCACCCACUUCAAAAGACUGUAUGACAUCCGCUAAAUACAACCUCAUCUUUUAACAGCUAAAGACAUUAUAAAGAGGAAUAUUUGGAAGGCAUUGAAGUCAUUUCAAGUUCCUGAAGAAACCCAGAAGGGCCAAAACCAUAGAAUCAGGCCCCAACUGUUGAAAAGGACGUACCCCCACUUCCUCUAAUUUCCACUAUGGAGUCCAAUCGAGCAGACAGCAGUCUUUUACAUUUCCAACCCGUCAAAAUAAAAUAAGGUUAAAAAAACACCCAAGAAUACCUUUUUCUAGAGAGAGAUCUUAAAGAAAAAAGCUUGAAAAAACUUGAAACCAACGCCCUCUAGCACACGCAGUCGCUUUUUCAUAUUUGCUUGAAACAAAGAAAAAGGAGGUGAAGAGUGGAACAGUUGUGGUUUUGGGUAGAGUGAAAGAUGGCUGGUUACAGUUACAGACCAGAGGAUGACUAUGACUACCUUUUCAAGGUGGUGUUGAUCGGAGAUUCAGGAGUGGGAAAGUCAAAUUUGCUCUCAAGAUUCACCAGGAACGAGUUUAACCUCGAGUCCAAGUCCACUAUUGGCGUUGAAUUCGCUACGCGUAGCUUGAAUGUUGAUGGCAAGGUCAUCAAGGCGCAGAUUUGGGACACUGCUGGUCAAGAAAGGUAUCGUGCCAUAACAAGUGCCUAUUACCGAGGAGCUGUUGGUGCACUUCUUGUGUAUGAUGUUACUCGACACUCCACGUUUGAAAAUGUCGGGAGGUGGUUAAGAGAGUUGAGGGAUCACACGGAUCCCAACAUUGUAGUCAUGCUCAUUGGUAACAAAUCAGAUCUUCGUCACCUUGUGGCUGUCUCAACCGAGGAUGGGAAAUCCUUUGCUGAGAAAGAGUCCCUCUACUUCAUGGAAACUUCUGCUCUGGAAGCUACAAAUGUUGAAAAAGCAUUUGCUGAAGUUCUUACUCAGAUCUACCAUAUUGUGAGCAAGAAGGCCAUGGAGACAGGUGAUGAAGGGUCUGCUUCAGCCGUUCCCUCCAAGGGCGAGAAAAUUGAUGUCAGUAAAGAUGUCUCUGCUAUGAGGAGAGGGGGCUGCUGCUCAAGCUAGGAUGUUGUUAAUCUGAAGCCUGAUUGUUCAAGGGAUGCUGCCUGGGUUUGUUCUGCAGCAUCUAUUUCUUUGUAAACUCUGGUUUUGUAAAAUUCACUGGAAAGAUACCUACAGUAGGAUAUGGCCGGAGAUUGAUUAAUUUACAUACAAAAUUUUUCCUCAUGGCUGUAAUUUUUAGCAGACGAGGCGUUUGAGGAACAGGGUAUUACACUGAACGCAUUUAAAUAGUUGCUUAGAAAAUCUGUUUGCUGAGAGCCAGUUGUCCUGGGCUCUUUUGUUGGAAUCACUAUCUGUAGUAGUCUCUUCUCUUCCAUUCUCAGACAGAUUCAAAAUCAAUGAAUGAUGGUAAGGAUAGCAAUUUGAAAAAAAAAAAAAAAAUCUGAACUCACUUUAAAAUGAAGAAGAAUCUUGUCAUUAUCCUUCUCUCCAAAAGUUGUUUUUUAGAUUGCAUGAGUUUAUCAUGAUCAAAAUCAUGU
Durio zibethinus is the source of this 1746-nucleotide messenger RNA. Its product is annotated as ras-related protein RABA1c-like. Gene Ontology annotation, molecular function: GTPase activity; GTP binding. The record is from RefSeq and is a predicted model, not a curated record. Lineage: Eukaryota; Viridiplantae; Streptophyta; Magnoliopsida; Malvales; Malvaceae.